CGCCUGCUCGUUAUUCGUCUCGGAUCGAGAUCGAAGGACCGCUGCUUCCGCCUCGCCCCACUCGACAGCAGUGGCUGUGCUCAUGCCGCCCCACUGCGCGGGAGUCGCAGACCCGAUUUCCCGCAGCUCGUUUGGAACGCACUAUCCAGCAACGUUGCGACCGAUAGAAUCACGGCAAUUCGUAGCGGCGGCUGCGCCGCCGUCAAUGCAGAAACGGCCGUCCCCGCUGCACCAACCAUCACCAUCACAGGCAGCAUUGAUACUGCCGCUGCCAUCUUCGUUGUCGCGGACCCCGUUAUCGCUACUAGUACCGCUACAGUCGGCUCCACCGUCGCCGUCGCCGUCGCCGUCGUCGUUGGCGGCGGCUGUAGCGCCACUCAGAUUGACCGCGCGAGUCCACGCUGCGAUCACAUGCCGGCAGGCCAUUCGCCGCGUGCCCGUGCGCCUGGUGUCGGUGGGCAAGCACCGCUCGCAAGGCACUCAGCUGCUGGUGAAGGACUAUGCGGAAAAGAUUUCCCGGUACUGCCCGUUUGAGGACCUGCCCGUGCGGUCCAACCCCAAGGGCACCAGGCAGUGAUGUGAGGGUGCAGGUGGAGGCAGAAGGGGAGAGGGUGAUGAAAUCACUGCACCCCACGGACUGGGUCGUGCUACUGGACGAACGAGGCCGGCCAGUGACAUCGGAACAGCUGGCGCAGCUGAUUGCUGAAUGUGCCGACGCGUCCCACCGUUCGCUCACAUUCGUGAUUGGAGGGCCGUACGGCCACGGGUCGCAGGUGGCAGGCAGAGCCAACGACAAGAUCCGGCUCUCGUCUCUGGUGCUCAACCAUGAGGUGGCGCUGCUGGUGCUGGCUGAGCAGCUGUACCGGGCGUGGACGAUUCUCAAGGGGGAGAAGUACCACCACUAACGGGCGUUCAUACCUAGUCACGGCCGGUGUUCCACUCCACGCGCCAAGUGACACCAGCAGUGGCUGGGAGCACAAAGAUGGUUGCAGGUCGUGUCUCAACUGGGGAGGUGCUGUACACGAGCACAAGUCAUGGCUGCUAAGCCGUACAAGCGAGUUGGGGUGUAUUUCCAGGCCUCAGGUCAAAACAAUGUCUAUCAGGGCUGCAUUUGUUCUGCAGCCCCUUCUCAAGGGACAGUGCCUGUAAUCUGUGGGGCAUUGGGAAGCUCGUAGAGAGUGUUCAAGUGAUGUACAGUGAUGUGCAGUAUGGCAACUCUGCAGUCGUGAUGAGGCCUGUUUCAAUCAUCUGCUCUGCAUGUGAUGCCAAUGAGCAACAACACGAUGUUGGAAAUUAUAUAAGAACUUAAGCCAUUUCCGGAGUCUCGCGUGCUGGCGGAGGUCGAUGAGCCAGGCGGCGAAGUCGAUCGCGUGCCCCUCAGCGUCCAAGCGAAGAACGACAUCCGCCAUCGCACAGUGUGACAGCGGCACAGCGACUCGGCGGCUCGGCGGCUUGGGGACACGGCGGCACGGCGGCUCGGCGGCUUGGGGACACGGCGGCACGGCGGCUCGGCGGCACGGCAGCUCGGCGGCUUGGCGGCUCAGGCGACGAGGCCGACUAGG
Messenger RNA from Closterium sp. NIES-67, 1562 nucleotides. Lineage: Eukaryota; Viridiplantae; Streptophyta; Zygnematophyceae; Desmidiales; Closteriaceae. The record is from the annotation of a GenBank genome assembly.